UGUUUUGUUGCCUUUUUAUUUUUACCCAGCCGCCUCCAUCAUCUAUCUCUUCUCGCAUCUUCCUUCAGCCGCUUCCAUAGUCCAUCUCUUCUCACAUCUCCCUUCCGGCCUUGGCCUUCCCUCCAUCUCUUUCGUCUCGCGUCUCCUCUUUCCUCUCCCACUCUCUCACUCUCCUCUUCUUCCAUCUCUUCCAUCUCCACCACUACGCCGGCGUACGACACACUACCCAAUAUCAAUCCAAAAUCCAACAACAUGGUCUCCGGUUCCGGUAUCUGUGCUAAGCGCGUCGUCGUUGACGCCAGGCAUCACAUGUUGGGAAGACUCUCUUCCAUUAUCGCCAAAGAGCUUCUCAAUGGUCAGAAAGUCGUGGUCGUCCGGUGCGAGGAAAUCUGCAUUUCCGGUGGAUUGGUCCGCCAAAAAAUGAAGUACAUGCGUUUCUUGAGGAAGCGAAUGAACACCAAGCCUUCUCAUGGCCCCAUUCACUUCCGUGCUCCCGCUAAGAUCCUUUGGCGCACCAUUCGUGGGAUGAUCCCCCAUAAGACUAAGCGUGGUGCAGCGGCACUUGCCCGUUUGAAGGCGUACGAGGGUGUUCCUCCUCCGUACGAUAAAAUGAAGAGGAUGGUCAUCCCUGAUGCCCUCAAGGUCUUGAGGCUUCAAGCUGGACAUAAGUACUGCUUAUUGGGCAGACUCUCUUCGGAGGUUGGAUGGAACCACUAUGAUACCAUCAAGGAACUCGAGAGGAAGAGAAAGGAAAGAUCCCAGGCUGCAUAUGAGAGGAAGAAGCAGUUAAAUAAGCUGAGGAUUAAGGCCGAGAAGGUUGCUGAGGAGAAGCUUGGUCCCCAACUUGAAGUUAUUGCUCCUAUCAAAUACUAAUUUGUGAUUUUGAUCUCAGAUACAGGAAUUGAGUUGCAGUUGAAUUUCGUUUUCCAAUUUUGAUAACGUUUAAACUCUAUUUUAGUAGACCAUGAUGCAUCUCUGUAUGCUUCUAGAAUUCUUCAGUUUAGCCAAGUUUUUAAUAUUUUUUUGUUAUGCAUGUUCAGUAGAUUCACGAUGCCCGUUUAAUCCAAGCAAAAAUGUUUUUAUUCCUUUGCUAUGCAUACGGUUGUGUCUAAACUCUGCAGUUAAUUCUCAUGGAUUGGCUUGAAAAAUUAAUCAUUUUCGUUUCCAAACCUUCA
Molecule: messenger RNA, 1175 nt
Organism: Cucumis sativus (cucumber)
Lineage: Eukaryota; Viridiplantae; Streptophyta; Magnoliopsida; Cucurbitales; Cucurbitaceae
Product: 60S ribosomal protein L13a-4
Exons: 4
Coding region: 253-873 (206 amino acids)
Biological process (GO): translation; negative regulation of translation
Cellular component (GO): ribosome; cytosolic large ribosomal subunit
Molecular function (GO): structural constituent of ribosome; mRNA binding
Source: RefSeq, a predicted model, not a curated record